Solanum tuberosum (potato) is the source of this 1012-nucleotide messenger RNA. Its product is annotated as transmembrane emp24 domain-containing protein p24delta7. The record is from RefSeq and is a predicted model, not a curated record. Lineage: Eukaryota; Viridiplantae; Streptophyta; Magnoliopsida; Solanales; Solanaceae. The transcript is spliced from 4 exons. Bases 174 to 824 code for a protein of 216 amino acids.
AUAGAUCAUAGAAAUACAAAAUCCCAGUCUUUUGACUUUCUUCUAUAUAUCUUCCUCCUGUCUUCUUCCCUAAAACAAAGCCCUCUUUGAACUUCAACUUCUCCUUCAAUCUAGCAAAUUUUUUUCUCUAAAUUUUGUCCCUUGUUCUUGUUUUGGUUCAAUCCAACAGGAAAAUGAUGAUUUGGAGAAGUAAAACCCUAUUUCUUCUUGUAAUUUUGGGAAUUUUUUUGACCCAAAUUGAAUCUCUAAGAUUUGAACUGGAAUCGGGUCAUACAAAAUGCAUAGCUGAAGAAAUCAAGGGUCAUUCCAUGACUGUUGGCAAGUAUCACAUCGUUAAUCCAAAUGAAGGUUAUCCUUUGCCUGAUACCCACAAAGUCACCGUCAGGGUAACGUCUGCACAAGGGAAUAGCCAUGCCCAUCACUACGCGGAAAAUGUUCAUGAGGGGCAUUUUUCUUUUGAGACUGCGGAAGGUGCAGACUAUCACACUUGCUUUACUGCUGCUGAUCACAAGCCUCCGGUUAAGUUGACUAUUGAUUUUGACUGGAAAAGUGGCGUUGCAGCUAAAGAUUGGACAAAUGUUGCCAAGAAAGCCUCUGUUGAGGCAAUGGAAUCAGAACUAAAGCAUAUGCUUGAGAUUGUUCAAGGUGUCCACGAUGAAAUGUUUUAUCUCCGAGAAAGGGAAGAAGAGAUGCAGGAACUGAACAGAGAUACCAGCUAUAAAUUGGCUUGGAUGACUGGUCUAUCGAUUCUUAUAUGUUUGUCUGUGGCAGGUUUGCAAGUGUGGCACUUGAAGACUUUCUUUGAAAAGAAGAAACUUAUAUAAGUUAUUCAGAUUUCAAAAUUCACAGUUUCUGCUGUACAAUUUUUUUUGGCAUACACAACUUAGUCGAAAAUUGACUCAAAUGUGUAAUAUUUCUAGACUAUUUAUUUGUCAAUGAAAACCCUUUUAGUUUGAUUACUAGUGGCCCUCUCCCAACCAUCAGAAAUAAAGUGCACUGUUUUUUGGUCUUA